This is a messenger RNA of Lobosporangium transversale, 1800 nucleotides long. RefSeq names its product eukaryotic and archaeal DNA primase, large subunit-domain-containing protein. The transcript is spliced from 7 exons. Gene Ontology annotation, cellular component: alpha DNA polymerase:primase complex. The coding region runs from base 69 to 1682 and encodes 537 amino acids. NCBI's taxonomy places the organism in Eukaryota, Fungi, Mortierellomycota, Mortierellomycetes, Mortierellales, Mortierellaceae. The record is from RefSeq and is a predicted model, not a curated record. Gene Ontology annotation, biological process: DNA replication, synthesis of primer.
GUUGAACUUUUGAGUCGGGGUAGGGUUGGGCGCCAUCGUUUUUCGUCUAGAUUCUAAAUCACCAAAUCAUGUUCACACAAGCCGACAAAAAAAACUCAAGGAAGCAGAAAUUGGUCUCUGGUGCGAGGAUCAGCUACAAUGAUGUGCCCUACCCAACACGACUCAACUUUUACAUGUCACCACCGUCACUUGAAAUCAGUAUCGAGGAGUUUGAGCAGUUUGCUCUUGACCGUAUGCAAGUCCUUACAACACUCCUCAAUGCUCAAGUACGAAACAUGACGUCCGAACAAUUGGACAAGAAUGUCGAUGCAGCCAUCAGAAAGUAUAUGCCCAUGCAUAAAAAUACCUCGGGAAUACCCCAAAAUCAGUUGAUGGACGAGAGACGCAAAGAUCAUGUUAGCCAUUUUAUUUUACGACUGGCUUAUUCUCGAAGCCAGGAGCUCAGAUCAUGGUUUUUGCGCGCAGAAUGUGCACUUUUCAGAUAUCGCUUUGAGAAAGAGAUUCUAUCAGAUCAGUUGGAAUUUUUAGAACAGCAAAAUUUGAGCUGGAAGAAGGUCAGUGAUGAUGAUAAGAGCCUACUUAAAGAAAAGUUGUUGCCAUUAAUUAAGCCUCAUAAUAAUACAAAUUUGGAUGGAGUAACGUACUUUGAAGUCGAUUUCGAAAGAGUAACAGGAUUGGUCGGGCGGAGACAAGUGUAUGUCCAAGGAGGAAAGGCAUAUGUCCCUUUAGCAGAUCAGGUUGUCUUGGUUCUAGAUGAGUUCAAAGAGCGACUUGCUCAUGCCUUGGAGGUUACAGGAAAGAUCUUACCAAGGAUGGAAGAAGAUGACAGACUGAUGCCUGUUCUGAACAAUAUCAACAAGCAAUAUUUGGGUCGCGAAUUCACUACAUCGGCUAUUGCAGGAGAAAUCCAGGCUCAGGAUGUAGAUAAUCUUAAAGUGCAUAUGCCGUUAUGUAUGGAGCAUUUACACAAUGAGCUUCGUCGUGAAAAACAUACUCGGCAUGGAGGACGUAUGCAAUAUGGCUUAUUCUUAAAGGGCAUAGGUCUCUCCCUGGAGCAGGCAUUGAUCUUUUGGCAAAUGGCUUUUGAGAAACUGACACCGGAUCAAUUCAACAAACAAUACGCAUACAAUAUCAGGCACUCAUACGGUAUGGAGGGUAAACGCACAGACUAUACUCCUUUCAGCUGCCGACAUAUUAUUCAGAACAAUGCUCCAGGGCCGGGUGAUCAUCAUGGCUGUCCAUUUCGUCAUUUCAGUGCACCUAAUUUACGCGCUACGCUAGCUGCUCAUCAUGUGGAUGAUUUCGAUACAGAGGAUAUUAUGAGUUUAGUACAGGGUCGCCACUUCCAAAUCGCAUGCACACGGUAUUAUGAGGUCACACGGGCAAGAAUGCUGGACAUUGCUACCGAGAACCUAAAAGGUGGUGGAAUCAAUGGUGGUCAAGGGAAUACAGGCAUGGUGGCCAGUCAGGAAUUGAUUGAACACCCAAAUCAGUUCUUUGAGCAAAGCUAUCUAUUGAUGCAAAGCAAAGAAUCAUCUGCAUCUAUAGCAAAAUCUGGUAAUGGUGAUUUUAUGGAUGGGCAAGCACAAUCGACACUCCAACCGACAGUCAAGGGACAAUACACAUAUAAAAAAUCAGGGGUUCAGACAUCCUCCCAUUCGAAUCUUGAUAUGGAGCUGUAGAAAUAAAAAACGCAUGGAAACUACACUAGCUGUUGUUGUUGUUGGACUUGUAAUUACAGCUGUCCCCGAGAAUUACCCGAUAAGCAUAUAAAAGGAUCACUGUCCUCAGAAGUAGUUG